GGCGGGGGAAACCCGCGGCCGGGGGCAGCGCGGGGCUUCCCCGCGGGGCGGCGGCCGGGCCCGCCUGUGCCCCCCGGCGCUCGGGGAGCGGCGGCACCCAGCGCUCCCCCUCCGCCCCGGCCCGGAAACUUCUCUGUUCUUUGGCCUCCUGCAGCUCUUUCUUAUCUGGCGCCUCCGCCGAUAACCUGCGCGCCCGAGGCAGGCGGGGAGGGCGCGGGGCGCUUUCCCGGUGACAGCUGGCACCGGCCCUCGGCUGCUGCCCGGCUUUGCGGGGCGCCGUCCCUCUCUCCGGAGGCCGGGGCAGGGCUCGGGGCCGGCGUGGCGCUUCCUUCUGCCCGGGCUGCUGCAGCACCUACGAAUCCUGGGGGGACUCGGCGGUGUUAGCGGCGUAGCAGAGCGCUUCCCUGCGUGCCCCGCGGAGGCUUCGGAGGCCGGCGUGCGUCCCUGCUGCUGGAAGGAGGAGAGCGGAGGAGCCUCCUUGCUGUUGCUCGGGCUCUUGAUCAGUGCGGAGAUCCUGUAAGUGAAAGAAGAUGGGGUCUGGCUGCUUAAAAGUCACCAAAUACUUCCUUUUUCUCUUCAAUCUCCUGUUCCUUAUCCUAGGUGCUGUGAUCCUUGGCUUUGGAAUAUGGAUUCUGGCCGACAAAACCAGUUUCAUUGCAGUUCUACAGACCUCAUCUCCCUCCUUGAAGACUGGCGCAUACAUCCUAAUUGGUGUUGGGGCUGUCACCAUGCUGAUGGGGCUCUUGGGCUGUCUUGGAGCAGUCAAUGAAAUCCGAUGUCUCUUGGGUCUGUAUUUCACCUGCCUGCUGGUGAUCCUCAUAACUCAGGUGGCUGCUGGACUGAUCAUCUACUUCCAGAAAGAAAAAUUGAAAGAAGAGUUGUCCGUCAUAGUUAGAGGGCUGAUUGAAACUUAUGACCCUUCGAAUGAGGAGGAGAACAACUUACAGGAUGCAUGGGACUAUGUGCAGAGACAGAUUGCCUGCUGUGGCUGGGAUGGAGCAAAGGACUGGGAAAACAAUGCAGUUCUCAUCAACAGAAGCAUGACCAUUUAUCCUUGCUCCUGCUCCAAUAGUUCCAAGGACUCCAUGACAGAUAGCGGUUUCUGUGAUCAAGGUAUCCCUUCUAACAGCACUGCAAAAUCUGAUGACUGGCCUGUUCAUCAGCAGGGAUGUGUGGAUGGUGUCCAGAAGUGGUUGAAGAACAACCUUGGUAUCAUUCUUGGGGUCUGCACAGGUGUUGCUGUUAUAGAGUUGCUGGGGAUGAUGCUAUCCAUUGCACUCUGCAAGAACAUACACAGUGAAGACUACACCAAAGUGCCCAAGUCUUGAGUCUGCUGACCCCAGAGCUAUGGCACUGCAGAGGAAGGAGCAAACAGAACAUUCCUGCUUCAUAUCCAGACUGUCCAACCAUUGACCAUUAUUGCUGUGACAUCCCAUUUCUGAUACCACUCUGCUAAGAACCAUUAGAGCUGCAAUACAGCCUGAUCUUCUGGCAAUAGGACCCUUGGGCCACUUGCAUCCUGCCACUGGUUUAUUUCUACUUCAAGAAGCAGAACUUAAGUCUCUUAUAUCACAUGAGACUGAUUAAUCUGAGGGGACAAUGCUUUUACUACCUACUCCGUGUUGUAUAAUCCUAUUCAUAUCUCCAUUCUUCUACAAUUCACCAGGCCUAGCAUAGAGUAAUUCUCUUCCUCCCUCCCAUUUCCUUUCCCCCCAGAAAGAAAAAUUAUUUUUUUGUUCCAUGAGCCAGAAUUCCUGUUGAGAUUCCAGUGGUUUCGUAACUUUCGCUACUUCACUGACUUGUGGUGAUAGCUAGCCAUGCUUCAUAGGCAUUCUUCCUCCCUUGCAGUUAACCCUAUGAUGCAUCUUUCAGCUUGCGUUCAUCUGAAAUAUUGAUCACUACCCUCGUACUCACUUCUCCUGCUUCUGGAGUGAGCCAAGCCUUGCCUUCAGCAGAGUUCUUCCUGUGUUGUGUGAUGAGAAGCCACCGGGAAGGAGUCAGGUCUACCUAUUUCAAGUGUUGCCUGGCAGAUUGUGGUGGUGUUGCUCAGCUGCUCUCGGAACGGGUCCCAUGAGUUCUGGAGUUGACACAUUUCUCCUAUUUGCCUUUCUUCCCUUUCCUCUCAGCCUAGCAGUGCUUUGCUGGCUCCUGUCAACUUGGAGGCACUUUGACCACUGCAUAGUGUGCGCUCAGCCCCAGGCUGGCUCUGCUAGUUGCAUUCUUGGGUUGCCAACUUCUACAGAGAUUGAUUUUUAAUUUGAUUCUCCCCCUGCUCCCAUUAUUAAUAUAAGGUUUGUUAGUUGUGGCUUUUAAUUAUGAAUGUGGAGGGAUAUCUGACUGGAUUGCAGACUCUGUAUCUUGGAAUUCUCUACUACCAGUGCCCAGGUUUGGGCUAUGUAGUUUGGAUGUAAGGAUAAGUUGCUUUUAGUUGUCUAGUCUGUUGACUCCACUGUGGUGUGGAUCUGUGGCUGUUGGUUGCUGCAUCCUGAGCUCUGUCUUGAGGGAAAGCACUGCAGCAGAUAAAUAGCUGGUUUCUGCACUGAUGCAGGCAGGGCAGUUUCUCUAUGUAAUGGCAGGACUGUUGGCUCCAUUCAACCAAUGGCUGGACGCAAGGACUGAUCUAGAGCACAAGAAAGAAAUGCAGGUGAAAAACUUCCCCAACUUUGUUGAUAAAGGAGCUGGGUGCAAAUCCUCAGUCAGUCUUAGAGGUGGCUUGGGUAGAGUAGAUUUCCUGCAAUUGCACAUGCAUGUCUUCACCCUGACAGCGGGAAGUGAUGUGGGAGAGAAGUGGAUGCUUCUUGUCAGAGACCUGAACUUGAAUACAAGGUACUUUGGUGAGAGAGCCUUUUCCUUUUCCUUACAGGUGUGGUCGACAGACUGUCAAGAGUCCUGUCUCUUGUCAGGAGUAGGGUUGGUAGGAAUGAGCAGUUUAAAGGAAUGGUUUCACUAUCUACUCUCUUUUCCUUCUGACAAGAAAGAAGUGGUGAAGGUCUGUUCUAGGGGAUCAGAGUCCCAGCAGUGAGGCCCUGCUCUGUCCUCAUCUCUGGAUAUGUUGACUGAGGAGAGGGGCUAUAACUGGGCAACUGACUUCAUGGACAUUUGAUAAGGCUUUGCUAUUUUGAGACCACUGUCCCUUCUCACACAGAUCCUUCCAAACUGACCUUUGCUAUAGCAGAAGGCACCCUUAGCAGUAAAGCUUGCUAGCUUUUGUAGUACAAAGUCUAUUCAGUAAUGUGUUCUUAUUUGUAAGGUUCAUGUUCAGUUACAGAUGCCAAGGCUCAGCAGCAAGUAAAGAAGAACCUGUGCUGCGUUUCCUCCUUCUGUUUUUGUCUGUUUUUAGCAACAUCUUCCCAGUGGAAGAAAUGCAUGUACAGAUCUAAAAGCCUAGAUGGUGAAUAUUUCUGUAAUAAAGACUUUGCUAAAAAAAAAAAAAAAAGUCUGCCUAAGACUUGUGCAUUUUACUGGUUUUCCCCCUACCUUCUCACUGCCUCUUCUGCUUUACAUGCAAACCACUGACACCCUAUUUAUUCAAGGCAGCAAAUGAUUUGUCAGAAAGCAGCAAAUAUAUGCCAGUAUGCUCUGAGGUCUUCAAAUGGUAUUUUGAGGCCUGCUUGUGAGGUUAAUGUGAACUAUGAAGUUAUCACCUAUCAAAGGUAAUGACAAUUUUACUAGGCUGUAUUUGGUAUACAAUUUGCCUUGUUUUGUGAAGCUGAGCUCUCUUAGGUGAGCUAAGUGGUAGGCAGGUAAUUCAAAUGAACUAUCAUCUCCCAGGCUGAGCAAACUCCAUGUCUGAAGAUGUCGCUUCAAAUUCUGUAUGGUCUGUAUUGUUACAGAGUUAGUCC
Rhea pennata is the source of this 3842-nucleotide messenger RNA. RefSeq names its product CD82 molecule (gene CD82). Gene Ontology annotation, cellular component: plasma membrane. Lineage: Eukaryota; Metazoa; Chordata; Aves; Rheiformes; Rheidae. The transcript is spliced from 9 exons. The record is from RefSeq and is a predicted model, not a curated record. The coding region runs from base 531 to 1328 and encodes 265 amino acids.